Messenger RNA from Sesamum indicum (sesame), 1621 nucleotides. The record is from RefSeq and is a predicted model, not a curated record. NCBI's taxonomy places the organism in Eukaryota, Viridiplantae, Streptophyta, Magnoliopsida, Lamiales, Pedaliaceae.
AUGUAGAAAAUACCAAUAACAUACCAAACGUGAAGAAACCUGAAUUUUCCAACAAAUCGUUCUACUUGCUUAAAUUAUUUCAGUUCUCCCCCCUCUUCCCAAUAAACAGCAAACCUUGCAAGAAAGCCCCGCAAGAACAGUUAGCCAUGGAAACUAUAGUUCUAUAUCCUUCCCCUGGAAUGGGCCAUCUGGUUUCCAUGGUGGAGCUAGGUAAAUUCAUCCUUCACCACCACCCUUCCCUCUCCAUCACUAUUCUCACGGCGCCGCCCUCUUUCAACACCGGCUCCACCGCCACCUACAUCCGCCACAUCUCCGCCACCGUCCCUUCCAUCACUUUCUACCACCUACCCCCCAUCUCCCUCGACCUUGAGCCCUUUUCUUCUGUGGAAGCAGUCAUUUUCGAAAUCCUCAACCAGAGCAACCCCCAUGUCUGCCGCGCACUGGAAACCAUUUCCCUCUCAGCCACCGUCUCCGCCUUCGUCAUCGACUUCUUUUGCACCUGUGCUUUGCCUAUUUCCGCCGAACUCAAUAUCCCUACCUACUACUUCUUCACUUCCGGUGCUUGCAUUCUCGCGUUUUUCCUCUAUUUUCCCACAAUUCACAACACUUGCACCAAAAGUUUCAGAGAUAUGAACGAGCUUUUGCAUGUUCCCGGGAUUCCCCCAAUCCCAUCUUCUGAUAUGAUUAAGCCGAUGCUCGAUCGAGACUCCACGGAUUAUGAAAGCUUGCUAAAUUAUGCCCAAAACAUACCAAAUUCAGCGGGAAUCAUUGUGAACACAUUCGAAAGCCUCGAAACGAAACCUCUUAAUGCCAUACGAGAAGGCAAAUGCAACCCUGGUGGCCAUACGCCGCCGGUUUUCUCCGUCGGACCACUCUACCGAAGGUCAGGUCGUCAGGGUGGCGGCAGCGGCAUCAAUGAUUGUCUGAGUUGGCUGGACAAACAACCAAGUAAAAGCGUUGUCUACUUAUGUUUCGGCAGUUUGGGUUUGUUCUCAGCUGCGCAGUUGAAGGAAAUAGCAGUGGGGUUAGAAAGAAGUGGGCAGAGGUUUCUAUGGGUUGUGCGGUCGCCUCCGUCCGAUGACAAGAGUAAACGGUAUUUACCGCCACCGGAGCCGGACUUGGACACUCUUCUCCCGGCCGGGUUCCUGGAUCGGACGAAGGACCGCGGACUCGUCCUGAAGUCAUGGGCCCCACAGGUGGCGGUGCUGAACCACGAAGCAGUAGGCGGGUUCGUAACGCACUGCGGCUGGAACUCGGUGCUGGAAGCGGUGUGCGCCGCCGUGCCGAUGGUGGCGUGGCCACUGUAUGCGGAGCAGCAGAUGAACAGGUUGGUGCUGGUGGAGGAUAUGAAGGUGGCCUUGAGGAUGGAGGUGGCGGAGGACGAUUUCGUAGCGGCGGAGGAGGUGGAGCGGAGGGUGAGAGAGCUGAUGGAAUCAGAGAAAGGGAGGGAAAUACGGAAGGUGGUUGAAGAAAUGAGCGUGGAGGGUAAGGGUGCAAUGAUGGAAGGAGGUUCCUCCAUUGCAGCACUUGCGAAACUGCUCCAGUCCUGGAAAUGUGUUUAAUUACUGUUCAGAUUUUCUUUAUCAUAAAUAUUAUUUCUCUUUUAUUUUAAUUAAUAAAU